Messenger RNA from Symsagittifera roscoffensis, 1756 nucleotides. RefSeq names its product ankyrin repeat domain-containing protein 17-like. Gene Ontology annotation, molecular function: protein binding. NCBI's taxonomy places the organism in Eukaryota, Metazoa, Xenacoelomorpha, Acoela, Convolutidae. Bases 383 to 1702 code for a protein of 439 amino acids. The record is from RefSeq and is a predicted model, not a curated record. The transcript has 2 exons.
UUAUCGGAGUCAAAUUUUCUUGAAACAAUUAAGGAAAUGUUUUGAAUAUAUGCAAUUCUUAUUGUUUCCUGUGAACCUGUCCUCCAGCACGAAUGCCUCUGUCUUCCAUAUGAUUAACUGACCAAAUUUUACUUCUCUGAAAAAGUUCAAGUACUAACAUGCUUUAAUUUUUUUCAUUCCGUUCUACUCUUUUAAUUUGUGUGAAUUCUGAUUUGUUUUACCUAGUCACAGUACAAGUGGAAACAGUGUACUGACGUUGAGUCAACUGCAACUAAGACAACCGGAAAUGGCUCGUACCUGAAGACAGACACUCUCUCCAUUUUGAAGAACCCGUAGCCAUUCGAUAAUACAAUUGAUCAAAUCACACUGAAUAUUUACAAAUAUGGAUGAAAGUGAAGUUACUUACUACCUGGACGAAAGUCAUGACGUCUAUGCUUUCGACGAAGACAAAUUGCACCGAAUGGCAAUGCGGUACCGCAAAAUAUCCUCUCAAAUGAUCCAAAUUUAUUUGGAUAGUUGUCAUUUUGGCGAACAGCACAUUAUUCAAAGUAUGCUGCAAGAAAACGCGCUGACCGAUCACGUGGUCAACUAUCGAGACGCAAACGGCAGAACGGGCCUGUCAUACGCAUGUGAGUAUGGCUACGACGAUAUCGUGAAAACACUAGCCAGGUGUGGCGAACGAGUCGUGGACCCGAACAUAGCGGAUAAAGACGGCAAUACGCCUUUAAUGUUCGCGUCGCAAGCUGGCCAUGAAAUGUGCGUGUCUGUUUUACUGAACUAUUUUCCAAACUUAGACAUCGAUCAUAUCAAUAAUUUCGGACUGAACUCACUAAUGAAAGCAGCCAUUCAAGGUCACUCGGAAUGCGCGCGCUUUUUAAUUUUAUCGGGAGCUUCGCCGUUUGUACCAGACAGUCAAAAAAACCUGACUCCAGACGCUUGGGCAACGUACUGUGGUCGACUCGGCACUGCGGAUUUGAUUAAAAGACUGAAAGUUACCCUCGGACCCAAACUUUGUUCUCUAUGUGGAUAUACAAAACCAUUGGCUAGUUGUCCAGGACAUGCUAUUGGAUUGUGCAAGACACAUAGUCCGUAUACUUCGAGACUGGAUAUCAAUUUGCAAAGCACUCCACUGCCCUCGAAGAAAAUCACCACUGGUGAGGCUCCUCGACAUUUGACUACUAAAAUUAGUGCAUGCAAAGUAUUUGUACAUUGCCCAUCGGGAAGUGUAGUAAAAAUUCACUCGCCACAUGACAGUUCCGAAAACAGUUUAGCGCACGCCGGUGAAAAUCACACAGAACAAGAAGACGCUUGCGAGUCUAAUUUCGAACAACAUAUGAACUUAUUGCAGACGGGAGAUGCUGUUAUGAGUACUGCGUCUAGUUGUCCUGCUCUGCCAAAUUUUGCAAACAGUUGUAAUUUGCCAGGCUCGAAAGAGAAUAUUUCAGCAGGAGACCCUACCAGUUUGCUUUUGUCGAGCAAAAACAAAGUUUCAAAGAAGUCGCCGAAAAAAGCAGGAUUCCACAGGAUCAUUUCGUGGUUCACAUGUUUCUCGUCUAAAGAGGUCGCGAGUAAAGAUUUCAGUCCCAAAUUUGAAUCAAAGAGUGUUGAAAUUAAGCAUAGGAAGAAAGGAAGCAGUUCGAGGCGUAGAAAUUCCUACUCGAGACAAGCCCAAGUGUCGCGACGGAUCAGUUUUUCAUCCUAAUAUAUGUCGUCUUAAUGUUAUUUUUUAGACAAAAAAUGAAUAAUUUAAAUUCAA